CCCCUCUUGCGUUUGUGAUUCAUAGUUGAAGAGCUGCAGCAGACUGUUUAGUGUCUUAUGUGUUUGUGAAGCAUUAACAACUGGUCAAAAGGAUCCGUAUCUAAAGAUAUUGCCAUCAUGAAGACAGUUUUCGUUAUUUAUUUGCUGGUCACACUGUUACACUUUGUGUUAUGCUGUGAGGAAGAAAUGCAUUAUAAGAACAAAAAUGGUGAUUGCUGCAAGAAAUGUGGACCAGGUAAGAGGAUGAUGAUGGACGACAACUGUCAGGACCCGCGCUGUCAGGACUGCAGAAUCGGAGAGUAUCAGAGUGGCUACACAAGUAAUACCAGAUGCGAACGCCAGCCCAGCUGUGACGCCAAUUUACAUUUAAAGCCACAAGAGGAUAUACCCAUAACAACCCGUCUAAACAAAUGCGUUUGUGAGCCUGGAUACUACUGUACAAAAGAGGAUGACUGCAGCGCUUGUAUGGAACACAGUGUUUGCAAGCCAGGAGAGAGAGUCGCCAAAAAAGGUACACAGGAAAGUGAUACUAAGUGUGAACCCUGUAAAAACGGAACAUUCUCCGAUCACGAUUCAGCCGACACUUGCAAGGAAUGGACAACAUGUGACUACGGGUAUGAUCAAAACACUCCUGGCAGUUCAACUUCAGACCGCAGCUGUUUGGGUUCACCCGUUUACAGAGCUGCCAUUGGCGUGGGAGUUGCAGUACUUGUGUUGCUUUUCAUCAUAGUUUUAGCUGUGUAUUUUAACAUGUUAAAGAAAAAACAGGGGUGGAAAGCGGUAAAACCGUUCGCCGAGAACCUAAAGGUUAAGCCCUUAAACAUAAAACCGAUCCAUCACCAGGCAGAUCCUGAGAUAGGAGACCAACUGAACAACCAACAGCCUGAGGAGGACUUUGACCCCAGCGAGCCUGUGAGCCCCACGCCAAGUAACAUGACAGAAAAUGGAAAUGUUGUUGAUCAAGAACAUGGCAAGGAACAUAUCAUUUCAAGUACUGAAUCAAAUGCAUAUUCAUAUUCAUAUUCAUAGAGGAAAGUCUUGUACAGCGUACAGAAAUCUGUCCUCCCAUCAUGAUACAACCAUCAAUGAAUGCAUUACAUUAUAAAGCACUGCAUUGCUCUAAACGUCCCCAAACCAGCAUGUGUCUUAUACAAUCAUACAAGUGUUUUUUCAUGACUGAAACUGUUUCUCCAUAGCAUGAGCUGUGUGUUUUCAAACAUAUGCUGUAGAAACUACUCUGUGCUGCUGAGAGUGUUUGCCGUGUCCUGUGGUAGUUAUGAAAUAUAAUCCACCAACAUAAUAAUCACAAGUCCAAAAUAGAAAGCACAUAAACAAAAUUGUAGUGGUGUUUGAGGAUAGCUUUUUGUUGAGCUAGCAUACACACACACACGUUUCCUUCUUCUAAAAGAGCAAGGAAGAAAAGUGGUGACGCACUAUAAAAAAGUUCCUAUGGAUGCUUUUCCCAGAAUGCUUGACAAACCACAACUUUCUUGAAUGGAAGUAAACUUUUCAGAACUCUUCAAAACUUUCCUAGUCAGAAGUGUUAGCUGGGAUGGAGUAUAGCGUUGUACAUAAAAGAAUGAGUAUAUUGUUUUAUUAUGCUCAACAUCAUGUAUGUUUUAAUAUUUUGGCGUUUUUGUAUGUAUUUGUUUGCUGUUAGACAGAUUGUUAAAUGGGAUUUCGGUGAUGCUUUGUAUUGUUUAAUGUAAAUAUGUCCAUUGAAAAUCACAAUUUUUGUUUGUGAAUUGUUCUUUUAUUGUAUUUUCUUUCAGGUGUAUGUAAAAUAAACUAUAUAUCAAAGCA
Pimephales promelas (fathead minnow) is the source of this 1803-nucleotide messenger RNA. RefSeq names its product CD40 molecule, TNF receptor superfamily member 5 (gene cd40). Gene Ontology annotation, molecular function: protein binding. Gene Ontology annotation, cellular component: external side of plasma membrane; CD40 receptor complex. Gene Ontology annotation, biological process: immune response-regulating cell surface receptor signaling pathway. Lineage: Eukaryota; Metazoa; Chordata; Actinopteri; Cypriniformes; Leuciscidae. The record is from RefSeq and is a predicted model, not a curated record.